GAGCCGCUCCGUUCGAAUCCUCCGCUUCGCAUCCCGGCAUCCAACGAAACGAAAAAUCUAAACAUCGACGAGGACAGUUUUCAAAAUCAACAAAUUUGAAAUAAUUUCGAAAUUGUGGUUUUCGUUUGGCUUCCCAACAGUAAAGCUUGACUGCCAAGUUCCCUAUUCUCCAAAUUUCUUGGGAUUUGUUGCUCAUUGAUCAAGUUUGUUCGUUGACGUCGUUGUUUUGUAAUUAUAUUUAUUUCAAGAUGAAGUUAGUAAGGUUUUUAAUGAAGCUUAGCCAUGAAACGGUAACAAUCGAGUUAAAGAAUGGAACUCAAGUUCAUGGAACAAUUACAGGUGUGGACGUGGCGAUGAAUACUCACCUAAAGGCUGUAAAGAUGACGGUGAAGAAUCGUGACCCUGUACAGUUGGACACAUUGAGCAUUCGAGGAAACAAUAUUAGAUACUAUAUUUUACCUGAUCAUCUUCCACUGGAAACGUUACUUAUUGAUGAUGCACCAAAAUCUAAGAAAAAGAAGCAGGAAGCCAAAGCUGCUGCUCGAGGCCGGGGUAGAGGACGGGGACGAGGUCGCGGUGUGCGAGGAGGACGUGGAGGUGGUGGUGGUGGGGGCGAAAGGCGAGGAGGAGGGGGAGGAGAUCGUGGUGGUGGUCGUCGCUAGUUUACAUCCCAUCGUCUCACCAUCAUCAUCAUCACCUACUAAUUAUGUAGCUAGUUGUAUUGGACUCGUGUUUUUCAUACAGAAACCUUCUCCACUCUCUUGCAUUCUAUUUUUAUUCAGCUUAUUUCUCGUAGAUUAUGAUUUUUCUACACUUUGUUCUCGUAUUCACUGGGUUAUAAAAGUAUAUCUUUUACAAGUAUACUUUUAUAAUUUGUCUGAAAAUCAGACCAUGUAUUUACUUGCGUAAUUGAUUUAUAAUUACCGUUAUAUUGUCUAACAAAAGUACGAAUGAAUGGAAGUAAGUGUGUACAACUAACUAUAUGUAAGUACUUGCAUAUUAAUUUAGUCAAUAAAAUUUUCUCAUUGAGUUUUGAAA
Molecule: messenger RNA, 1038 nt
Organism: Folsomia candida
Lineage: Eukaryota; Metazoa; Arthropoda; Collembola; Entomobryomorpha; Isotomidae
Gene: SmD1
Product: small nuclear ribonucleoprotein Sm D1
Exons: 5
Coding region: 249-662 (137 amino acids)
Biological process (GO): spliceosomal snRNP assembly; RNA processing
Cellular component (GO): precatalytic spliceosome; U12-type spliceosomal complex; U4 snRNP
Molecular function (GO): RNA binding
Source: RefSeq, a predicted model, not a curated record